CUCACACACACACACACACAAAUCCGGAGGUAAAAGUUACUCAACAAUUUCUCUUGCUUCCUGCCGAGAAGAGAGUUUUGACAUCAGCUAGAAGAAUUGCUAUAGCAAGAGUCUCAGGAUAAUAUGUAUAUGGUUCUUCUUCUAUUUGUCUGAAUAUUUGUAGACAAGGCAGAAGAGGUUGCUGUGCCUGUGAAACAUUUAACAGAACAGCUUCCUCUUUUCUGUCGCUUCCUUCCAGUUUGCAAGAUCCUCCUUAAUUUGUGUUGUUAAGUCGAUAGACUUGCUUAAAUCUAACCUUCCAUGCCGUCAGCCAUCAAUGUCCCUAAAGACCAAGAGACGGGGGCUGGGCCGGUUCCCCAUGAUCAUGCUAGCACUGCCACUGAAACAGGUGGAGGUACAGGAGGGAUCAACUCUGCCAUCCUCAGCCGCAACCAGCCUAUCAUUGGAGUAAAGGAAAAGACCUUUCACGAGCUUCAUAGGAAUUGCCUCAAAAAGAAGAUACUUUAUGAGGAUCCAGACUUCCCAGCCAAUGAUACUUCCCUCUUCUUCAGCCAAAAGCUCCCCGUCAAAUUUGAGUGGAAGAGACCACCAGAAAUCUGUGAGAAUCCACGCUUUAUUAUUGGUGGAGCCAACAGGACUGAUAUUUGUCAAGGAGAACUAGGUGAUUGCUGGUUCCUUGCUGCCAUUGCUUGUCUGACCCUGAAUGAAAAAUUACUGUUCCGAGUCAUACCACAUGACCAGACCUUCAUAAAAGAUUAUGCUGGAAUAUUUCACUUCCAGUUUUGGCGUUUUGGAAGCUGGGUGGAAGUUGUCAUUGAUGACCGCUUACCAACAUAUGGCAAACAUCUGGUCUUUACCAAAUCUUCCCAUCAGAAUGAAUUCUGGAGUGCUCUGCUGGAAAAGGCCUAUGCAAAGCUCCAUGGGUCCUAUGAGGCCCUGAAAGGAGGCAACACAACAGAGGCUAUGGAGGAUUUCACAGGAGGAGUGACAGAGUUCUAUGAGAUUAAGGAUGCUCCUAAAGAUAUAUAUAAAAUAAUGAAACACGCUAUUAAAAGAGGAUCUCUAAUGGCUUCCUCCAUUGAGGAUGACACAGGUUUUAUUUAUGGCUCUGCUCCUCAAACUAAUCUUGGAUUAUUAAUUGCCCAAAUGACAAGGAAUAUGAGUUAUGAAUUUCUCGACGAUUCAGCUGAAGGCACAGAGGGCAGGGCAUCUCAGACCAUAGUUCCAAUGCUGUUUGAGAGGCGCAUGGCUAAUGGACUGGUCUCAGGUCAUGCCUAUUCAGUUACAGCAUUGGAGGAGAUAACAUUUAAAAGGGAAAAGCUAAAAUUGGUGAGACUAAGAAAUCCUUGGGGGCAAGUAGAAUGGAAUGGAGCUUGGAGUGACAGUUCAGAUGAAUGGAACAUCAUUGAUCAAGCAGAGAAGACCCGCCUGCAGUAUAAGGUUGCAGAGGAUGGAGAGUUCUGGAUAUCUUUUGAAGAUUUCAUGAGGUACUUCACAAAGCUUGAGAUUUGUAAUCUCACACCUGAUGCUCUAGAAAAAGAUAAACUUCAGACAUGGACCGUUUCAGUCACUGAAGGGCGAUGGGUGAGAGGCUGCACAGCAGGAGGCUGCCGUAACUAUCCAGACACAUUUUGGACCAAUCCUCAAUAUCGCUUAAAACUCCUGGAAGAAGAUGAUGACCCAGAAGACAAUGAAGUUGUGUGUAGUUUCCUGGUUGCAUUGAUGCAGAAAAACAGGAGAAAAGAACGCAAGCUAGGAGCCAAUUUUCUCACAAUUGGUUUUGCCAUCUAUGAGAUGCAAGGUGACAAUAAGCAUUUACAAAAGGAUUUUUUCCUUUACAAUGCCUCCAAAGUAAAGUGUAAGUCUUAUAUAAACUUACGAGAAAUUGCUGAACGCUUCCGGUUGCCUCCAAAUGAGUAUGUCAUCAUACCAUCCACAUUUGAACCUCACCAAGAGGGAGAAUUUAUCCUAAGAGUCUUCUCAGAAAAAAGAAGUCUUUCAGAGGAAGUUGAAAACAAGAUUCAAGCAGGACACAUUUCUCCAAUUAUCUUUGUCUCAGACAGAGCAAACAAAAACAAGGAUCAGAAAGGUGGUGAAGGGCCUAAUGCCAACAAGGGAAAAACAGAUAAGAAAAAUAAAAGGGAUGAGCCCUCACACAGAGAUAAGGAAAGUGAGGAGGAAGAACAGUUCAGAAAUAUUUUCAGACAGCUUGCUGGAGAUGACAUGGAGAUCAAUGCUGAUGAACUCAGAAAUGUCCUCAACAAUGUUCUGAAAAAACACAAGAAACUGAAGGCAGAAGGAUUUGCACUGGAGUCCUGCCGUAGCAUGAUUGCCUUAAUGGAUACAGAUGGUUCUGGAAAAAUAAACCUUGAUGAGUUUCGACACCUUUGGGAGAAGAUUAAAAGUUGGCAGAAAAUCUUCAAACGUUAUGACACUGAUAGUUCAGGAACCAUUAACAGCUAUGAGAUGCGCAAUGCCGUUAACGAUGGAGGAUUUCAGCUGAAUAACCAACUGUACGACAUCAUUACCAUGCGCUAUGCUGACAAGAACAUGAACAUUGAGUUUGACAGCUUUAUCUGCUGUUUUGUAAGAUUAGAGGGAAUGUUCCGUGCAUUUCAUGCCUUUGAUAAAGAUGGAGAUGGUAUUAUUAAACUGAAUGUCUUAGAGUGGCUACAGCUCACCAUGUAUGCCUAAACUUAAGCUGCCUUUCUAUCCCUAUCUCAAAAUUGCACCGAUUUUUGACUGAAAAACCAUCCAACAUUCUCUUGCAAAAUAAAGAAGCUCUUGAUGUCACUCCUUUGUCAGCUAAUGGGAAAGAGUGCAGUUUGACAGCAAUGUACACACACACAGAGGCAUCUAUCUCCCCUUACUAGAUGAUUGCUGUUAAUCUGAAAUCUGUCCUUUUUCAUUUAUCGGUAACUGAGACACGGUAGCACUGUUUCAGAUAACAAAGAUACCUGCUAUCAUUGUGAUGCGAAAUACUUGUUCUAGUGCACAAGGGUGAUUCCUCACACCUGCCUUGCAAGCCCUAAUUUGAAGAAUGUAGCUCUUGCAGUGAGAGAUCUGAACGGGCAGGAAGGUUGAACAAGAAGUUAUCAUUGGACAGAUCGUCAAAGAUCCUUUAAAUUAAUUAUCUGGUUUUAAAAUGAAUUCAGCAUACUUGAAAAUAUCAUGCCCCAUACAUGUACUGAGCUAUUUGAAACAUAAUAUAGAAUUUGCUUUAUACUCUCAGCCAUAUCUAAGCCUUGAGGAAUAUUCAUGUGGCCAAACCUCCUCACUAUCAUGGGAUCAUUCAGCAACAGCAGGACAUAUGAGUAUGUACAGUAAAAUUGCUUACAGCUCUGCCCAUUAUGACAGAGCCAGGAGCUAUUGGUGAGUUGGUUGUAAGGGGGCCCCAGAAAAAGUAUUUUGCUAGUCCUAAAGAGGCAUUUUCAGGCUCAGGUUUAAAUGCAAAAGCUGAAUAUCACUGCCCUAAUUUAGUAAGUGUCACCCUAUCUGUGAUUUAAUAGGGUCUUUGUUCUUUAAGUAAAGCCCCUAUAGAAAGCUGCAUCUUGGAUAUAAACAAUUUUGGGCUGCUUUGCAUGCAACCUUUUUCCUACACAGAAGUCGCUUAUGUGGUAGAGAAGGUAUAUAAGGAGCUUGUGCUGCUAACAUGCAUUUGGAAGCUGCACUAUCCAUGUUAGGAAGACAUCAUGCAAUAGCCAUAUUGUUAUACAAACCAUAAUGAAAGCACCUUAAUAAAUGAAAGCAUGUUUCUCCAGAUGUGCCAUAUUGAGAGGAAACUCUUCUGAAAAGGGGUACUGUUUGCUAAUGUCUAGUAGCUUUAAUUUAAAAAAAGGGUUAGGCAUUUUUAUGCGAUUGUUUCAUGCGUCAAACAUCCACAAUAAAAAUAUUUGUGUUUA
Hemicordylus capensis (graceful crag lizard) is the source of this 3902-nucleotide messenger RNA. It is a transcript of the gene CAPN3, whose product is annotated as calpain 3. Gene Ontology annotation, molecular function: calcium-dependent cysteine-type endopeptidase activity; calcium ion binding. Gene Ontology annotation, biological process: proteolysis; negative regulation of apoptotic process. The coding region runs from base 301 to 2694 and encodes 797 amino acids. NCBI's taxonomy places the organism in Eukaryota, Metazoa, Chordata, Lepidosauria, Squamata, Cordylidae. Gene Ontology annotation, cellular component: cytoplasm. The record is from RefSeq and is a predicted model, not a curated record. The transcript has 22 exons.